UCUGUUUUGGGAUGAAAAACACGAUUUGGGUCGUAAUAGGAGGGUGGAGUUAACAGCCUCUCUUUCCCGACCAACUACCGGACACUCCGCCUUUCUGCCCCGGUGAUAGAGCUUCCGUUGCCGGAUUCCUGGGGCAAACCCAAACCGCUGGAGCAGCACUCGAUGAACUUUAUGUCUGGAGAAGCGUAAUCAAGAAAGACACGGUAAAAUAAAGCGACGCGAACUUGGACAAAGUGAAAGUUGAGACACGUAGGUGCCACGUUAGUGAUAUUUACGAAUUUGUGUCCAUCGGGGAACUCAACAGUGGAAUCAUUAAGUGGUCUUUAUGAUUUAGAAAAGAGACAAAAAGAGAGGAAAAGUGGCUUGUCAGCACAACAGCUGACACUCAUCCACCCAGACAGCUGUCUGCCUGCCCGUCGGCUGGAUCUGCUGAACCGGGCUGCCGCUGGAUCUACCGGGCCCCUGUCAGGUGAAAGGCGUGGCGUUGGGUGGAGGUGCUUUGUUCUAGCAACACCUGAGUGUGUGUGAGAGAGAGAGAGAGAGAGAGAGAGAGAGAGUGUGUGCAAACCCGAGUCUGUGUUGAGCAAACUGUUGCAGCGGUGUCUUUCCUUCACAUGGAAAUAUGUUUACCGCCACACGGGCCCAUGUCACGCGGACACGUUAUGGAGCGUAAUGUCAGUUUGUAAGUUGGACCCUACGGACCGACGAGAGGAAACUGGAUCAGCUCGGUUCUUUUGGUACUGUACUCUUUAUUGACCGGGGGACAUAUCGAUGCCAUGGCGCUGUCCCAGGUCCAGUGUCUGGACAACCACCACGUCAACUGGCGCGUGAGCGAGGGCAAACCGGAGUUUUUCUACAGCGAGGACCAACGGCUGGCGAUCGAGGUUCUCGUUACCAAGGGCCGCGAUGCGUUCGGGGACUUCAUCCGCGAGACCGGCCUCAGGGAGUUCCUCUCGGAACCGGAGCUGCAGCGGAUUGAAUACAGCGCGGAGGCCUACAGGCCCGGACAUGAGCACCAUCAGAAGCCAGAUACUCCGGGGCCAGGGAGCAUGAUACCGGGUCCAGGGUGCAUGAUACCGGGCCCAGGGAACCUCACCCCGGGCCCGGGGAACCUUACCCCGGGGUCCGGGGAGUACGGGGGGGACGGCGAGGUGUCGCUGCAGUACUGGCCGGACCGGUCAGAGUCGUCAGUGGCGGAGCUGGACCUCGGGUGGCCCGAGGCCAGUUCAUACCGAGGGGUCACACGCGUGACCGUGUACACCCAACCUCCAACCGACGGGCUCACGCACAUCAAAGAGGUGGUGCGCAAGAGCAUCGCAUCGGCCCAGAAGGUGAUAGCCGUGGUGAUGGAUGUGUUUACAGAUGUAGAUAUCUUUCGGGACCUGCUGGAUGCAGCCUACAAACGCAAAGUUCCUGUAUACAUAAUAAUUGACUUGGCUUCAGUCCCCUGCUUCCUCUCCAUGUGUGGCAGAGCUGAUAUGCAUCGUGGACAUCUAAAGAAUCUGCGUGUGCGAAGCUGUGGUGGGGUGGAGUUCUUCACAAGAUCUGCACAGAGGGUGCGUGGAGCGCUGAGCCAGAAGUUCCUCCUAGUGGACGCAGACAAAGCCAUCUCUGGUUCAUACAGCUUCACCUGGUCCUCAUCUCGUUUGGACCGUAACCUCAUCACAGUGAUCACGGGGCAGGCAGUGGAGACCUUCGACUUUCAGUUUUGUGACCUUUACCUCGUUUCCAGAGGUGUGUCUCUCCACAAAGUCCCCAUGGCAGACGAGCCUGAGUUGGUCGCUCAGGUGGCUCCUGCUCCGGUGUCUGCUGCUGUAGCUAGGAAGCUCAUCAAUCCCAAAUAUGCUCUUGUUACCGGGGGAACUCACGCAAGUGCCAAUUCUUCUGAACAAAAUUCCAGGAACUCCCGUCAUCCCACUGGGCUCAAGUUUCCGAAAGCACGUGUUAGGGGGGUCAUCGAAGAACCACCCUUGCAUCCGGGAUUAGCCCAUCUGGAAAAGGCAUACAUGAUCCCGUACCUGCCCAUCUGGCCAGACCCAGACCCACCGAGCGACGUGAUUGGCUUUAUCAACAUCAGGGAUGAUAAGCGAGCCAAUCAGGUCCACUUACAGAGGUCAGAGAGGUUUGAGACUAGCCAGGCUAUUCGCUUCAGCUCACCACUGACGCUCCCACCGCAGAAGGAGAACCCCGCUUCAGUUCAGGAUGCAAAAGCUACAGGAGAUGCGGAGAAUCCAUCUGGGAAUACAACUGUCUCUACUCCUGUGAGUCAAACCAACAAACAGCUAAAAGAGCAAAUAGACAUUGUUCCAAAUAAAGACCAAACUGAUGCAACAGACUCCAGAGGGCCCCCUCAGCAGUCUGACAAACCUUUGACACAAGACACGCACAAACUGAAUGAACCAACGCCAUCCAAUGAUACUGCUGACUCACAGCCAACAGACACUGCUAAUCAAACUGCAGAGACUCAACCUGCAGCCCCUCCUGUUCCUAAACGCCGCACACUGCAGUUAGUCAUAGACCCCGCCUCCCCACAGGAGCCUGGACAACCACAGGUCACUCUGAUCAAAAUGGACCACUUGGAAAGUCUCGAUGGCUUCAAAGAAAAGGAAAACAGGGAGGAGCCAGGCCGUGGCCGCAUGUCCUCUAAAAAGGAGGAAAGUGACUCUGGCAGCACCGGCGAGGGCAGCCAGGACAGCACCAAGGUCAUGUGCGACCGAGGGGUCAUUGAUGCCCCCUCAAUCACCUCCACAGCAUCAGAGGAGGAGUUUUAUGAAUGUCCCCCGCCAGAGCCGAGUGACCCGCUGAACAACGGAGUGAAGACGGGGUCGGGCCGCGGGCAUCGCCAGGGAGACGGGUUCAACAUGAUGGCCCGCCUCUCCCAGAGCAUGCUGGAUCUGCGGGAUCCCAGCAGUGACGAAACCUCUGACCUAAUCCGCCAAUCACAGCAGCUCCGCAGACAGGGAAACCCCUCAACGCAAAGGCACAUAGGACAGUUGUUCCAGACCUCCAAGUCUCCGGGUCGUGACUCGCGACAGAGAGGCCCAAGUGUAAUCAUCGCCAAGCCUGGAAGUUAUCACCGUCCGACCAAUUCUGCUGUCCCGGUGAUCGGAGGACACCGUUACUGGCAGGGUCAAACGCUGCACCCUGAUUCGGCCCAGGCGCGCCUAGAGACCCGCUCCGGACGGUCACCACGGCGACACAGCCCGGGGUACAGGAAGGCUGCUCAGGCCGCGCCACGCAUGCACACCAGCCCAUCAGGGUUACUAGGAGUAUCUUUCUCAAAACUCAGCAACUUUAAACACUUAAGGGCACGAGGUGAUGCGUCGCAGAAGAAGGCGUCUGAAAACAACAAGGCGGAUAGGUAGAGGAGUGGGCGAGCGAAGGUACACGAGAACGAUUGAUGAUACAGACAUCCUGCUAAAGUCUUGACUCUUCAGUGUGGAAUAUUCUCUAUCUCUGGCAUGCGUGUCAUUCCCUCUUUUCAAACCCUGAGGCUCAACAUAAAAUAACCUUUUGAUGGGAUUUUUUCGACUAUGUUAACAAGAGUUGGCAGUUUGAAUUGAUAAUAUUUCUUAAGAAUAGAUUAAUCAUCUUCAAAACCAGCGCUUCAAGGCUAAUAGCGUCAGACUGGAUGGUUUUGGGAGUGUGUGGGAGAUUGCACAUUUUAGAGGCAGAUACUGAUACCUUGGUGGAAACAAACCCAAAACAUGAGUAUUGUAGAUAAUAAUACAUCUACUGUGACCAAGUGUCCUCUGCAAACUCAGGCACUUCAGCCUUAAACAUAUUUCUUAAUUACAUUACCUGCUUUUCUUAUUCAGACUUGUGCACUGUAAGAUGUAUUUUUUUCCAUAUCAAACCUAGACAAACUGUAUCCACAACAUGCAAGAUCAGUUGAUUAUGGCUCCUUGCUGACACAAUGUAAGAGUCUCUGGUGUUGAUACGAAUGUGAUUGGUUACUGAUGGUGUUAGGGUAGGGCUGCUGUGUUGUUAACUGGUAUAAAUGCAAUAUUAAACACUGAUGUGGGACCAAAAGUGAAUGUUGUAAAUAAAAAGAAAAACUGUUGCUAUCCAG
This is a messenger RNA of Notothenia coriiceps (black rockcod), 4072 nucleotides long. It is a transcript of the gene sack1gb, whose product is annotated as family with sequence similarity 83 member Gb. The transcript has 6 exons. Gene Ontology annotation, molecular function: protein kinase binding. Gene Ontology annotation, biological process: signal transduction. Bases 777 to 3365 code for a protein of 862 amino acids. Lineage: Eukaryota; Metazoa; Chordata; Actinopteri; Perciformes; Nototheniidae. The record is from RefSeq and is a predicted model, not a curated record.